Hevea brasiliensis (rubber tree) is the source of this 1141-nucleotide messenger RNA. RefSeq names its product extensin. The transcript has 3 exons. Bases 191 to 931 code for a protein of 246 amino acids. The record is from RefSeq and is a predicted model, not a curated record. NCBI's taxonomy places the organism in Eukaryota, Viridiplantae, Streptophyta, Magnoliopsida, Malpighiales, Euphorbiaceae.
UGAAUUGUGGCUUAGAGAUCUGUCGGUUGUUCACCACAUAAAGUGGGCCAGUGUUGCCUCAUUGUAUCUUCUCCACGAUGAAUGGAUUCUUCAUCGGAGCUUAUAUAUCAAUAUAUCUGCAUGUGUUUGCUUGUGUAGCAGAAAAUCCACAGCUACUGGUAAUUGAAAGAGUUCUUGAGCAUUUCUUCAAAUGAAGCCAAGAUUUGAGCACUUCAAAUUCAGCAUUUCAAGUGUAUACAUAACCUUUAUAGCCAGCAUCUUCCUUCUCGGUGAUGCAAGAUUGUUUGUUGAACAAAGAACGAACAAACCAAUAGAACCAACAAAUGUUGAGUCAUAUAGCUUGGGUUCUUCAUAUGCUCUGCCGCCUUUAGAAUCACUACCACCGCUUGCAGAAACUCCUCCCUCUGGUUUAAGCUCACCCUUUACGCCACCGCCACCUUCUAUGCAACCUUCUCCUUCAUCCUCUAAUUUUCCGAGCAAAACCCCACCCACGUACACACCAAUACCAAGACCACCACAAUAUGGCCUUGGCCCACCAAGUAUCCCUCCUAGCCCACAUUACCAUGGGCCUAGCCCACCAAUCUAUCAACCACCAUUGGUUCACCAAGCACCCCCCAUUAUGCCGCCGCCUCCUCCUCCACCUCAUAAAAAGCCACGAUUUGCCGUAUGGUGUGUUGCAAAGCCUACAGUGCCAGAUCCAAUAAUUCAAGAAGCAUUGGACUAUGCGUGUGGAUCAGGAGCAGAUUGCAAGUCAAUUCAGCAAAACGGGCCAUGCUUCCAGCCCAAUAAUUUGGUAGCACAUGCUUCUUUCGCUUUUAAUAGUUACUGGCAGAAGACUAAGGUCGCUGGUGGGACUUGCGAUUUUGGUGGGACUGCCAUGCUUGUCACAGUUGAUCCAAGUUUCAACAACUGCCAUUUCAUCUCCAAUUGAUGAUUGAAGGCGCUUUGACAAGAUGGCAUCACUUUUUUGAGAUUUAGAUUAGUGUAUUUGGAGAGUAUGAUAAAAUCUUUUCUUUUCGAAUCUCCAUAUUAUAUAUAAAAGAAAAAAAAAUUGUAAUAAUAGCCUUUGAAGGCUUCUAUACACCUUUGGCUUUUGUGAAUUAUUAACUCAAUUAUUAUUAUUUAUAAUCCCUUUAUUCAA